Messenger RNA from Cuscuta campestris, 1853 nucleotides. The record is from the annotation of a GenBank genome assembly. Lineage: Eukaryota; Viridiplantae; Streptophyta; Magnoliopsida; Solanales; Convolvulaceae.
ACUGAAAUCGUGAAUAAGAAAUGAUUGUAUUUAGAAAUACCUAUUAAUUGAAAAAACCAACAUGGUAUUUUAAAUAAAGUGAAUAAGAAAAUGAUUUUAUUUAAAUCGGUUACUUUUUUAUUUAAACUCCAAUGCCAAACAUACCCUUAGGUUAGAGUGCGCAAUUUCUUGUCCAAACCACACUCGCAAAAAACCACAAUUGCGAAAAUGCCUUCCCCUUUCUCUCCUUCAAUUGAAAACAUUCAAAAUUUAACUGAUCCACAUAAAGCCUAACCUUUCCCCCCUGAGAAAUCUGUGGAAUACCCGAAGGCCGUCAUCAGCAAACCGGGCACUAAUGGAGGACGAACGGGCAAUCGGCGACAGUUCUCCCAUUAUCACCAUCACUAGAUCCAAACAAAAGGCCAAGAGAGGAACUGUGGGUCUUGAAGAAAGAUCCGAACUUUAUCACAAAACAGUGAAAGUGAGGGAUCUUGAACAUCCCGGAGAAAUAAACGGAAAAGAUAACGGCGAAGAAAUUGAAUGUUCUUCUCAAUCUGACAGAGAUAGACUGUUUAAGAUGUACCGGAGGGAUGUUUCGGUUAGUCAUGUGAAUAUGGGAGUUGACAAUGACUUAGGCCUAAAUGCAGAUGAUGUUUCUAGCUCAGUCAAUGCCAACUCUUUUCAUCACCAUCAAUAUCAUCAGAACAGUAUUGGACAAGCAGCUGUUAGACCAAGGGGUAAUAAUAAUAAUGUGCAGAAGAGGAAAAAUGAGAGGAUGAAGAAGAAGAUAGAGCUUGCAAUGAGAGAACAAGCAGACAGGUUUGCCAAGAUUGCAGCCCCUACUGGAUUGCUGACGGGGUUGAACCCCGGGAUCAUCAACCACGUGAGAAACACUAAACAGGUCCAUUCCAUUAUAGAAGCCCUUGUGAAAUCUGAAAAGUAUGACAACAAUUCAUCAGUUGAAGGGAAGAGAAUGAAGAUUGGUGAAAGAAAGGAUAUUGAGAAGGCGACAACACUGAGUGCUUUGUCAGCAGGGAGGCAUAUUAUUGGAUAUUCAUCAGUGACACCGUCUAAUGGACGCGAGCUUGAGGGCAGGAAUGGGAAUUUGUGUACAAUUGGGAAAAGGACGAUAUAUCCCUCAAACUACAAUAACACAGACUGCUGUAAUAACACAAAUGUCAUCAUUACUUCUAAUGUUGGGCCAACAAACUUAAAUGAUGUUACUGCACUAUCCAUUAAUGCUGCUAAAAUUGCUGCGCAAUGGUUGGAAUUGCUUAAUCAGGACACAAGAUGUCGUCUUGCUGCGCUGAGAAGCAGUAGAAAGAGAGUACGAGACACAAUUCAGAUCGAUUUUCGUUGCUUAAUCUCAAGGGAAUUCUCUUGUAAUGAUAAUAAUAAUAAUGAUAAUCCACAACAAGAUUCCAGGGGCUGUGAGAAAGCAGCUACUGUAAAUGCUCAUCAUGCUAGAUGGAGUGCAUUGUUUUAUCAACUUGAUGAAUCUCUAUCUGAAGAAGAGUCUCAGCUGGUAAGUUGGCACAAACAAGUACAGGAAAUGCAGAUGCGGUGCGAGCGUGGCCUUAUCAAAUACAGUAAGGCGCCAUGCGGUUCACCUCAACUUGUCGCGCUGCAUAAUGAUCCUGAGAGGGAUUUAGCAGUUAGAGCAGCCGCAGCUUCCAUUUAUUCGACAUGCAAUUUCCUGUCUUCAAUGGAGAACCAAAAUCAAGUUUGAUGUUUGGUUUGCAAGAUGGGAUGGUGAUGUUUCUUGGCAAUCUGGGAUAACUGAGGAUGUCAGAUAUAUAGAUUACCUUAUUUGACUGUGUAAUUGGAUGAGAAGAAUGUGACAUUAACUGUAUAAAUAAAUGGAUUAGAGGUUU